Messenger RNA from Linum trigynum, 3635 nucleotides. Lineage: Eukaryota; Viridiplantae; Streptophyta; Magnoliopsida; Malpighiales; Linaceae. The record is from the annotation of a GenBank genome assembly.
GUAACAAUUAAUUAAUUUAUAUGAAUGGCAGCUGCAAAAUUUACUGGAACGGGUGCAUCAUUUACCACGACCUCUAUUUCAGAUUGCACCAGGUUAUUGGAAAAUUUAAUAUGGAUAGUGCAAAUGUCAUCCCAUCUACCCAACCACAGAUUUAUCGAUCGUCUGUACCAUGUGAGUGUCAUUGUUUAGCACGCAACUGCUUCAAUGCAAACUGACAUUAAUAUUUUCCCUUGAAUCUCAUUUGUUUAGGGAAACGUCGAGCAGUGUUUAUUCAUCCUGAAGAUCAGUACCAACGCUGUGUUUUAUCUGCUGAAGAGGAAGAAGCAUUUGAGAGAGGUGUGUUAUCUGUGUUUUAAUUUUUCUAAUUAGUUCAUCUAUUCAAUGAGUAAUACAUGGUUUUAUAUUUAAAUUCUGCAGAAGAAGCCGCCUUACAAUUCCAACUCUCUCAACUUCGGCGAAUACUAUCCCAAGUCGCCCGUAAGAGAAGACAUCAUAUUUUGAAACAGAAGGUUCAUAGGAGGGGCUUGCCUUUUGAACACCAAGGUUGUUGUUUGCUAAAUUUUGUAGCAAGUCUUACAAAUUAGGCUAUUCUAGAUUGUUGAAUCUUUAUUUAUUUCUUUAAUAUCGUAUGUGUUUUGGUGUUGUUCAUAGUUUUGGAGCCGGAGUUUAGAUUUCUAUUACAAAAGCAAAGUCGAUUGAGUAGCUAAUUCGUAUGCAUUGGUUAUCAUGUCCUUGAGAAUGGUAACAUUUUUCGUGACGGAGUAGAUGCUGCCCUUUGUUUCUUUUCACAAUGACUAGGUUCAGAAUACGGAGUCUUUCACAAAACAUAAUUUUAUUAUCCAAUUAGCACAAUUAAUUAAAUUUUUGUUUACUCAUUUGGAACAGUAAAACGUUGUUUGAAGAUACAUGUUAAUAAGAUAAGCUGUAUCACUUCAAUUCUGGUCAUCAUGUUUUGUAAAUUAAUAACAGUUCUUAUCACUGUAAUUUUAUUUACUCAUGUGUUUGUGGUUUUAUUGUUAAAUGGAUAUUAGGAGGUUAUUCGUUUCCUUCCUCACGAGCAACUAAAAUGUAUCUCAACAUCCAUUGUCCUCACUUGCAUCCUUUGUUAAACCAGUAAGCUUCAUAAACCUCUAUUUUUGAAACUUUAAAUUCUAAUGUGUGUGGUAUCUGUUGAUAGUGGUAAUUCUGGUUAAUUUAUUAUCAGGGAAGAUGGACCCCAAUUUGGAUCUAACUAUAUUGUUGGACCAUUGCUAUACGAGGAAGCUCUCGACAUAUCUGAGCACACCACGGUUCCAUAUCUUAAUAUGAUAAAGUUAAGUCUGUAUAGUACGGUAAGUCACUCAAACUCAACUAAACACCUAUUUUUUUAAAACACAGUCAUUACCCAAUUCAACAUUUGCUUCAUUUUCGUCAUCAAUAACCCAUGUGUCUGUUUUAGGGGACGGUAUACAUCUUGACAGGAAAACUAAAAGCCAUUGGAAUUUCAACUUUGGCGCACUCUAUGGUCAGUGUUGUGCAUUUCACCAUCAAUGAUGUAACUGAGGAGCUGGAAGUUGUGUUUCCCUCUGUCAACCUUAGACGCAUUGUUGGUGAUGUGGUUGCGGAGACAAAUAUCGAUUGGGACACUAACAUCAUCGCCAUUCUCAACUGCAUUGAUUUGAAGUAUUACCAGUUUGUCAUUGAAGUUGGCGCGUGGAACUGCAUGGUCCGUCACUGUGAUUUGGUUUUGCUGAAGAUGUUCUCUGCUGCCUUUUAAGGAUGGAGUGCUUUUAAUGGAUUCCUGGUCUGUGUUCCUAAAUAUCAACUACACUCAAACAUUUAAUAGGAAGUGGUUGGCUAGGCAUUUCUCAUCAUUCGGCUCUAUUUACUACCUCCACCGUACUUUUUUACUGUUAUUUGUGAUGAUAAGAUUGUUGGAGCUUAGCCUUUUAGUUUCAUGGUUUUGUUUUAAAACACCCAGUGUGCAAGAGAUUAGCUGUAAUUGAUUUCCUCAACUUUGUUUAUAAUGGAGAAUCACUUAUGUAUUUGGAUUGGUUUGCUGCUGUUUUACAAGAUGGUAGUUAAGCAGAUAGGCUGUCAGAACGUAUGCGCAUAUGAACCAGGAAAUAUUGUCUGGUUUGUGUUAUGCACUUGAUUAUUUUUUUAGUCCUGGUUAUGAUCCAAUGUGAAUUAUUUGUAUAAGAAACAUAUUUUUGCAGAAUUUAGUUACAAUCUAACAAAUAUCAUCAACUUUUAACUAUUACAUUCACAAAAUGAAAAAUGAAAUAAUUUUUUAUUAAUUACAUUAAUUAUGAUAUCACUUUGCUUAUGGAGAAUUUAACUAUUAUCACACUUGAUUUGCGAGAUUUUCUUCUCAUUUACCUACAAUAAUUAUUUUAUAAAUUAACCUAUAUAAAAGGAUUUAAAUUCAUUCAGUAGUGACUCGAGAUUAAUUAAUUAGUGAUACUUUAAGCAUGGUUCAGUUUUUUUUUUUUUUUAGAAACCUGAUUUCAUUAUGAAAUCGGAAAAUAAUAAAGAGUUGGACCAUGAUCCUUGAAAGAUAGAAGUCUAAACAAAUCGUAAAGUUGAGCCCACCCAAAACACAAAAUGAAAACUCACCCACAAAUACAUAAAUCAGAAAAAAACACAAGAGAAAAACUCCAAAGCCCACCCCAACACCCACGGUAACCCAACCCAGAAAAAACCCAAACACACCAAACACCACAACCCAGCCCACAAAACAACCCAAGCAUGGUUCAGUUAAAUAAAAUAUAGUUAGAGAGGGAAUGCCCAGCCGGAUUAGUUGAAACUAAAUGGCCAACCUGUUCCCAUAAAAAAAAAAGGCCAACCUACACUACCUUGGGCGGAUCCUUCUCCACUCCCCCACCUCCUCUACUGCCCAGUAUCCGAUUUUUUUGGAUCUUCUAUGAGGUGAAGGCUGCCGCAUUCCAAGCCAUUAUUUCUUUAUUAAAUACAUUCAUUAUGAUUUUCAUUUCAUGUUAAUUAGUGGUGGUGUGGGCCGGCCGGGUUGGCGCAUCAAAUAAUAAUUAGCAACUUUGAGAGGCAAUUUUGGACAAGAAUUGUUGACACAGUCGCAAUUAGCAAUGUUGUUAAAACGGAACCGGACAUCGAUCCGGAUUAGUAAAGGGUACAAGGUUUAUCAAAUAACCGGUGGUUAAUCGAUAUUAAAAAUCGAUCAUAAACCGGUGUUGACUUACUUGGUAGACUUAACAAUUAUUUUUUUUUUACAAUUAUUGUUUCACUUAUUAGAGAUAAAAGAAUAAAGUGAGAAUUAUUAAAACUGAAAAAGCAUAAUUUGGGCGGCUGCUAGGUCUUUUUUGGAAAAAGUGAACUGAUUUUUCUUCUCUUUAUAUUUUAUUCUGUACUUACCUUCUUUUGUUUUUGAAUUUUUAAUUGCAACAAAAUAAAAGGAAGGCGCAUGUUUGAUUUUAAGAAGGUGGGCCGUUCCCCUCAAAAAAAAAAAAAAAAGAAGGUGGGUCGUGAGUUCCGUGACACACCCGCCUCUUGAACUCUAAAUGGCCAACCUUCUCCACUCCCCCACGAGGCCACAAAUCCUUCUCCACUCCCCCAUUAUCCCACUUUCCACAGACACACGUACUCCACUGCAUGCGGCCAAGUAAAUCACGUGUGUAGAA